Messenger RNA from Ciona intestinalis (vase tunicate), 1916 nucleotides. NCBI's taxonomy places the organism in Eukaryota, Metazoa, Chordata, Ascidiacea, Phlebobranchia, Cionidae. The record is from RefSeq and is a predicted model, not a curated record.
AAGGUUACUACAUGUAAGUGAAAUUUGUAUUUAUUUGUAACUGUAUGUAACACCUGGAGUGGCCCUGUCCUCUCACCCUGUUUAACCGUCCCGUAUCCUAAAGAGUACCGUCCCGUAUCCUAAAGAGUACCGUCCCGUAUCCUAAAGAGUACCGUCCCGUAAAGUGUACCGUUCCUCUACUUCACACAAUAAACCUUAAGACAGUUUGGAAGGCUGGUAGUGCUCUACUGAUAAAGGACGCGUUGUAAGCACAGAGAGAAGUUCAGACGGGACACACGGUCACGUCUACACCCAAUCGAAUAGUUUCAGUUAUAUACUGCCUCGGGACAAGUGGGCCACGCCCGACGAAAAGGCAGCUAUAACAGACGUAUAAGUACUUUUUCCCAAAAGUCAGCAUACCAAUUGCAUGUCGUAAGCUAUAAAUGUACGUUUUAUCAACUCAUGUUUUAACGUACAGAACUUGGGGCAAGGCGAAAAUUACGGUGUUUGUUAUGUGGGUGGUUGCUGGGAUAACAAGCUGUAUGUCUCUUUAUUUCCGUGAAUCGAAAUACAGUUCAACAACAGGACACUUUCACUGUCGGUGGAACUUUGACGAGCAUAUAUCUUCGCACGUAACCUGGUUUUGCGUUCAUUUUCUACUAAGAUUUUUUGUCGGUUUCGGAUUACCUUUAGGCACAAUGGUGGUCGCCUACAUUAUUAUCAUUGCCUACUUACAAAGAAGAAAGUCACAGAAAAAACUCCUUCGCCGGAAACAGGACCGUGUUACUCUUACUGUAUCUACUGUGGUGGUCGUUUAUCUCGCAUGUUUCCUCCCUAACCAGAUCUCCAACUUAAUAUACAUGGCACAGGGACUCGGAAUUUUGCCACAGAGCGAUGUUCCUUCACUGGCGCAAUACAACAUUCACCUUGUAGUUACCUGUUUGUCCUGGGGCCACGGAUGUGUCAACCCUUUCCUUUACGCGUUUAUGCGAGAGGACGUUAGAUUAAAGCUAACAGAAACAGUGAACCAAAUCGGUUGUCUUGUGCCAAUCAAAGACAGAAGAAACGUUACUGAGCAAACACAGCAAACUCGAGGUCAAAAUUCAAGAAAACAAACUUCCCGGAGUUACAGAAGUAAAGAAUCUUUGCCGAAGCAGAAGGAAACCCAACCUAAACCAGUAACUAUUAUCAAGGCUGUACAUGCUGGCUCACCUUCAAACCUGCAGAAAUGUACUAAAGUCUAAUGCUCCGCAGCACUGUUGUACUGAAACAUUUUUGUAUUUUUAGUAUUUCAACUACGUAUGUACUCACACUUUGUACUGUAAUCGCACUGUAGGUUAGUUUCCUAAGCUUGCAGAGGUGUUUACAUUGAUUAGCACAGCGAGCACCACAUCACUACGCAUAUAUAGCGAAACCUCAGUCUUUGAAAACAUCAUAAACCGAUUUUUUUGCGGUUUGUAGGAAAUUUUAAGUCGCCCUAAUAGCAGAAUAUAAACAUGGUUCUACUUCUACGACUUACGUUUUAUCAUGUCCUGAACUUUACUACACCAACUAUAGUUCCACUUUCUGUAGUGUUAACUGUUUUAGCUCAUUCGUACAUCGUAUUCGCACAUUUUCUAUUAUGUGUUUUGCAUUAGAUACGUCAAAGUAUUAAAGUAUGUGAAUUUUAACAAGACAACGAUUCAAUGAGGACUUCACUACUAAAAAGUGACCACAUUGAUAACCUUGGUCAGUAUUAGGCUAUUAGAGCCACAAUAAAAGUCUCAUUUAACGUGGUAUAACUUAUAUUUUUUAGCCUUAUAAUCAAACCAUUUGGAAACAAUAUUGUGAUAGCGAUUUUGCAUCAAACGAGGAUGAUUUAUUAAAUCUUGAAAGAAAAAGUUCGUUCCGCUUAUAUGUUUAUAAGAACAUGCCAAAGUUACACGAAAAUUAUACAG